AAAUGAGAGAAUAGCAAUGAAUGUCUGUUGUAUAGUCUUGUUGUCCAUUGUACAUAAUAUAGUCAUGGACCUACACUGUACUGAAAUAACUACUUGGGAAAACAAAUUUGGGAAGACCGGCCGGGAUACGGUGGUAACGGUGCCCCCUUGCCUAGCCAAAUUAAGCCAUCUGGCGAAGAAGAAAAAUCUCCUGUCUUCAAACGAAAACCCUAAACAUCCAACGAAUACUGCUUCAGGAUUUGUAAGUACUGGAAAAAUGCCUGGUCUAUUGUCUCCUAAUCAAGAUCAAUCUUCUGAAGAUUCAGGUGCAGAAACUACCUCGAUUGAUAGUUUUCCUGGGAAAUCAUUGGAUUUGAGUAUUAAAUGGUUGCAACCAUGUCUUGCUGAGUUGAAUAACUCGAUACCUGGUUUUGGCAACUUCAGUGAUGCUGACAAAGGGAAACUCAUCAUCAACAGGUUUUUGUUAUCUGACAUGAAGUUGUCUUGUGGUGGCGGCCAUGGUAUGCUUCCUAAGGAUAUUGACACUCAACAUGAUAUUGUUCUUCGCGAUGCUCUUGUUCUUCAGGUUAAUGAGAUAGUUGAUAUAUCUUAUAAUCCAGAUCAAAGACUUGUGGGUGUACCUCCAGGGUUUCAGAGGGUGCUUAUGUUGUCUAUGACUGAUGGUGUUCAAUGUGUAUAUGCCAUAGAGGACAGACCUAUCAAAGAUCUUCAAGUUUUUGCUCUUGUUGGUUUCAAGGUUCGGGAUGGGUAUCUAAUGCUGGAGCCUGGACACUUGAAAGUACUUGGUGGAAUGGUGGAACAUUUGGAAGUUGAACGUCAGAGAUCAAAAGAAUUUUUAAGAAUGCGAGAUUCGAUAAAGGCUACACCUACACCUGAUAGUUGGAAGCGUAAUGGUGCUGACAAUUCAACUUGGCAUGAUGCAUUUUCCUUUAGACCGUAUAUCCAAGAUCUGGUGGAGAAGAUGGAUGUCAUACCAUCCUUCCGGAGGAAAAUCAAGGAAGAAGCAUUACCGGAUUCAAAGGAGGUAGAGGAAGAUGCUGCAGUCCCCAAGAACCGGGAUCCAGAGCUCGCAGAUAAGCAAUCAGUUGGUCAGCAGAAAGAGAUUGCGGGGGUAUUGGAUGCUGGGAACACAUUUCGGGCAAACACCACUUGUGAGGCAGACACCACUUAUGAGGCCUCAUUGGAGCAAUUAAAUGCAAUUAUAGCAGCUGCUGAAACCACUUGUGAGACUUUAUUGCGUCAAAUACAAAAAAUAUGGGAUGAGGUUGGUCAGUGUGAACCUGCACGAAAAAGGAUGCUGCAUCAGUUAAAACAGGAGUGCUUGGAUGUUUGCAAGAGAAAAGUUAAUGCACAAUUGGAGCAAUUACAACAUACCUCUAGCCAAUCUCAUGCCAUGGAUGAUGAAUGCCACAAGAUAUUGCUUCAAAUACGACAUGAAUGCUUGAGUGUUUACCAGAGAAAAUUUGAUCAAGAUGAGAAGUCAAGAGACAACCUUCUCGAGGCGAUGAAUCUUGAGAAGGAAAAACUUAUUAGUCUUGCUUCAGUUCUCGGAGAGGAAGUUGUUUACCCAACGAGUCAGCGGUAAUGAAGAAACAAUUGUCAGAUAUGCUUAUAGAAGUAGAGUGACUACAGUUGUUGAAAGAUGCACGGGAGGAGAAGUUUGCUGAUGUACAAUCACAGAUUCGAAAGAUACUUGAAGAAAUUGAGGGGACUCCGAAACUUCCAGAACAGUCAAAGGCUCUCGCAGUUGAUGCGAAAGACUUGUCGUUGAAAGCGUUAGAAGCAUUGCAAACUCAACUCCUGGAGCUUCAGGUUUUUUGUUUGUUACAUUGUCUGGACUUAGCCUACUGUUUUAACACUACUUCUGCUAAGUUGUUGAAGUAGAGUCAGUAUUUUGUGAGAUAAGAAAAGAGAAGAUGAAGGGGCUUGAAAAGGAGAAGGAGAUGGCUCGCAUUGAAACUGAUCCAGACGCUGCUCGAAGAAAAAUAACGUCUCUCUUCGACAACAGUGGAGUAAUGUUGCGCCAGGUUAAAAAUUGGAUGUCAGCAUGCAAAUUAUAUAGUUGGCUGGAAGACUAUAAUCAGUUUUUUCUAUGGCAUCAUCUAUGGAUUGCAUACGUUGAUUUUGAUUUUUUGCUGAAACGGGAAGAGAACAGUUAUAGCCCCAGCACAGGGGGUGCGAUCGAAAUUCCAGCCAAGACUCUGGUGUGUGAGGUGGAUUGUCAGACUGAUGAGUAUGCUAUGAGAGGCAAGAAAAACCGGCCAGGAUUCGGCGCCCCCUUGCCUAGCCAAAAGAAAAAGAAAAUCUGAAUGUCUGUUUCAGUCAGCCAUCUGAAUUUCUGUUUGGUGGAAUCAUGGGUGUGCACAAGUGGUAUCACUGUCAAACAAGAAAAAGAAAAUCUCAU
Molecule: messenger RNA, 2404 nt
Organism: Papaver somniferum (opium poppy)
Lineage: Eukaryota; Viridiplantae; Streptophyta; Magnoliopsida; Ranunculales; Papaveraceae
Exons: 13
Coding region: 17-1585 (522 amino acids)
Biological process (GO): resolution of meiotic recombination intermediates; double-strand break repair via homologous recombination
Cellular component (GO): RecQ family helicase-topoisomerase III complex; nuclear body
Source: RefSeq, a predicted model, not a curated record